CGCAUCGCAUCGCAUCGCUUCCCGCGCCGCGCGCACCACCACCGAAUCCAGCCAACUCGCAUUGCCACUGCCAGACGCCCUCUCCGUCCUUAUAAAACCCCCGGAGCCACAUGCCACGAGCCCACGACCACCAGCAGCUGCAGCUUCGUUCAUCCCAUCCGCCAGUCGACACAGCGCCCAACCACGGCAGCCGCUCGAGAUCGCGGCCGUGCCCGCUGCGUGCCAGUGCCCACGAGCGUUCGAGCCGACAAUCCCUCGAUCACCUCCCUGCUCCUGCUCCUGCUGCACACUGCCCGCGCGCUACGAUCCAAUUCUUAUCCCGAUAUAUACCACGCCAGCCAGUGCAAGCAGUAGCUGGGCUUCUGCUAGCCCGGGCCGUGCGUGAGUCGUAGCCUGUAGUACCUGCAUUGCGCACAGGAUGCUGCAGGAGUUGGCGCUGUGCGCGUGCGGGCGGUUCUACGCCGGGGGCUGCGGCGGCCGGUGCGCGGGCGCCGCCGCGGCGUCGUCGGCCUUCUCGAUGCUGUUCCCCGUGGCGGUGGAACAGUGCUACUACAGCAAGGAGGAUGACAGGUCGCCGUACGUCGGCGGCGGGGCGGUGGACUGCACGCUGUCGCUCGGCACGCCGUCCACGCGCCGGGCCGAGGCGGGCGGGCGCGCGCGCGCAGCAGGCGGCGGCGGCGGCGGGGCGGCGCCGUCUUGCAAGGAGUCCGCCGACCGCGGGUCGCCGCCGGCCCGGCGGUGCGCCAACUGCGACACCACGUCGACGCCGCUCUGGCGGAACGGCCCGCGGGGACCCAAGUCGCUGUGCAACGCCUGCGGGAUCCGGUACAAGAAGGAAGAGCGGCGCGCCGCGGCGGCCGUAGCGCCAGCGCCGGCGCCACAGGACGGGUCGUACGCGUGCGGCGGCUACGCGAGGCAGCCGCCCCCGCCGCAGUGGGGAUGCUACGGCCCGGUCGCCGCGGCGAAGUCGGCGUCCUUCGGGAUGUACGGCGGCGGCGACGUCGUCGACGCGGCGGCCGACGGGCCCUGCCUGUCGUGGAUGCUCAACGUGAUGCCGUCCUCGCCGGCGUUCGCCGUCCGGGAGAGGCCCACCCUGUUCCAGUACUACUAGCUAGAACUAGGCUACUGACAAGAGUAGUUUAGUAGUAACUUCUUCUUCUUUUACCAGCUUAAUCAGUUCAGCAAUGAGAUCACCACAAAGUUGUAUUGUACUGCUAAGUGCUAGGCGACCAACAUGCAAGAUUGGAAGUGAAGCCCGCGUGCCAAAUUACCUACCUGUUCUUUAGAUCUCGCCUGCGAUUUAACUAAAAGAACUUUUCACUGUUCGGUAAUCAUCACUAUUUGAUCCCAAAAGGUGAGUUGAUAUAGACGACGGCAGAGAUGUUUGCACACCUUCACGCAGCGUGAGGUCACUCCAACGAUCAAUCAUCACCUGCUCUGCAUGGCUGCUUGCAUUUUGGGACCCACGAAAGGAUCCUCCUUUUGAUUCAGUCUACUGUUUUCAACUCGAGUUGCCUC
This is a messenger RNA of Setaria italica (foxtail millet), 1518 nucleotides long. RefSeq names its product GATA transcription factor 15. The coding region runs from base 419 to 1111 and encodes 230 amino acids. Gene Ontology annotation, biological process: flower development; regulation of DNA-templated transcription. Gene Ontology annotation, molecular function: sequence-specific DNA binding; zinc ion binding; DNA-binding transcription factor activity. Lineage: Eukaryota; Viridiplantae; Streptophyta; Magnoliopsida; Poales; Poaceae. The record is from RefSeq and is a predicted model, not a curated record. The transcript is spliced from 2 exons.